ACCAUGUAUAUUACACUAAUGCCUUUAAAAAUGCCGUAAUGUCCCAUCAGUUCUUUCAUCAAAAUGCUCGGAUGCUCACCAAACAAUUUCUCACUAUCCAAAAACAAGCUCGUCACAUAAUACGUGCCUGCUCUGCUUAUCAGGCUGUACAGGGUGGGCCCUUACAGCCUGGGGUUAACCCCCCAUGGUCUUACCCCUAAUUCUUUAUGGCAAAUGGAUGUUAUUCAUUUCCCUACCUUCGGGCACAUUUGUUAUCUUCAUGUAACUGUUGACACUUGGGAAUGAUUCCAUGCCACAUUAUCGGGUGAGCGUGCCUCGCAUGCUAUCACUCAUUUGUUAAACUCCAUAGCUUAUCUAGGGCUUCCUCAUAGUGUAAAGACCCAUAGUGGACCCUGUCACACCGCAGCUGCCUUUCAGACCACUUUACUGGACAGAAACGUUCACCGCAUCACUGGCAUUCCACUUAACCCUACUGGACAGGCAAUUGUUGAGUGGACCAACCAAACCUUAAAAAAUUAUUUGGAAAAACAAAAGGGGGAGUACCCUGCCCCUCCACAACAAAGAGUAGCAAAAGCAUUAUGCACUCUUAAGUUUUUGACUUUGUCCGGUCUCCAGCUGCCUUCCACCGCGGUCCUUUGCCAUUACACUUUCUUCUCUGGAUUCUAGCUUGAGCCCCGACAGAGUGUGGGUGCGGCCAUGGGAUUCUGCGGGAACUUGGGACGGCCCUUUUGGUGUGUUGACAUGAGGCAGGGAAUAUGUUUGUGUUCAAACUUCUACAGGUCCUGAGUGGGUCCCCUCCAGACGAGUUCGCCUGCACCAUGAGCUGGAAGGACCAACCCAACAACCUGAUUCCGCAAAUGGAACGUCUAUCCCUCCAGUUGCCGCUGUCCUCGGGGACCCCACCGCCACAGACACGUAACACCAUGAUGGCACCCGGGAUCACGUGGGGUCAACUGAAACAACUAGAGACACAGGCCUCAGCUAUGAUGACACAACUAGGGGCUCCUCCUACCCCAGGGAACACUUUUCUGGCGUAUUUGGCUAUUGUUGCCCAGAAUAGCAGCCAGGACGGCGGAUCUGCCAAUUGAUGACCUCCCAAUGCCAUCAUGAAAAAACGCGGACUGAAGCUUACAUCUCUCUUUCUCCUACUCACAAAAUAAGCAAAAAAGGGGGACGUGUGGGGGCUGGGCCUAGAAUAAAGGAUGGAUGGAUGGAAAGAAUGUGUGCAGGGUGAAUGAAGGGACAGGCGAAAACGCCUGCCGGAGCUGCCUGUUUGCUGUGUGCAAAGGUCAGUUGAAAACAGCUGACCUGUACGGAUGUCGUCCCAGACCUUUGUCCUCCAGCUAAGUUCUUUGUUCUAAGAAUUAUUAGCUGAUAUCUGCACAUCUUGUUCCUUAUCUACAAAGAGUUAUGCUUGCUUAAGUUUCCACAUUCUUGUGUUCUCCCUGACCUCUUGCAUGUAUCCUUGGUAAUAAAUACAGGAAGGAACUUAGCUGAGGAGGCCAUUUUCUCCUUCAGA
Messenger RNA from Lemur catta (Ring-tailed lemur), 1519 nucleotides. RefSeq names its product endogenous retrovirus group K3 member 1 (gene ERVK3-1). NCBI's taxonomy places the organism in Eukaryota, Metazoa, Chordata, Mammalia, Primates, Lemuridae. The record is from RefSeq and is a predicted model, not a curated record. The transcript is spliced from 2 exons. Bases 756 to 1088 code for a protein of 110 amino acids.